Messenger RNA from Rubroshorea leprosula, 1310 nucleotides. Lineage: Eukaryota; Viridiplantae; Streptophyta; Magnoliopsida; Malvales; Dipterocarpaceae. The record is from the annotation of a GenBank genome assembly.
UUCAGGGUCUACUUCAAUUUCUAGUGUUUGGAUCACUUUCUUUUCCUAGGAAAGCUUGAAAUAAGAUGAACCCGCCGAUCAAAAAAAAAAGAAAUAAGAUGAACCCAAUUUUGCUUCUUGAUUGAAGUUUCGUGUUGCCAUUAGGAACUUUUCUCUGUUUUUUAUUUUGUCUUCACCCAAUUUCUAAGGUUGUGUCAAAAGGUGUAUAUCCUGUUUCAUUCUCUUUUAUAGUGGGUAACUAAGAUGGAGGAAUAUACCCAGUUGCUGAAUCUGAUGACCCAGAAAAAAGAAGAGGACAGAAAAUUGGAGCUGAGGCUUGGUCCUCCAGGAGAAGUAGUACUGCUUGGAUGCAAAAAUGGAGCAAAAAGAGCUUUUCAACACACAGUUGAAGCAAAAAAUGGAGAAAAUCCAUCUCCUACUGCCUCUGGGAGAGACACUCAGAAGGACAAACAACAUUUCAACCCCUUAAUCCCCAAGCAGUUUUCUUCCAUGGCAGAGGAAUCUUCUAUGGCAGAGGAAUCUUCUCAACAUACAGAUAAAAAGGCAAAUACUUCCAAUGAAAGAUCAAUGGCAUGUCCUCCGGUGGUGGGGUGGCCGCCAAUAAGGUCAUCCAGGAAGAAUCUAACCGGCAGCAGCCUGUCAUCAAAACUGGCAUCAGAAUCUCCCAAGGAAGAAAGUGUGAGAAAACUUGAGAAAAACCAGUUUGUAAAGAUCAACAUGGAAGGAAUCCCAAUUGGAAGGAAAGUAAACCUUAAUGCCUACAACAGCUAUGAGGAACUCUCCAUUGCCAUAGACCGACUCUUCAGUGGUCUUCUUGCAGUUCAAAGAAAUUCUUCUUCCACUUGUAACGGGAGCAAGAUAGAGGAAUCAUCAAAAACUAGUGAAGAAUCAUUAGCUGGAAGUGAGGAAUAUACUCUGGUAUAUGAAGAUGAAGAAGGAGACACGAUUCUUGUUGGAGAUGUUCCAUGGGAAAUGUUUGUUUCAAGUGCAACGAGGCUGCUUGUGUUGAAAAGCUCUGAACUUUCAUGAAAAAAGAGUAGUUAUGAAAGGGAAAAGUGCCUAAUUUUUGCUUAGUUGGGUUGUAGAAAUGAAUUUAAAAUUUGUCUGGUUUCAUUUGGGAGAUGUGAGGAAGACAGUACACCGCUUGAUUCUGCUGUGAAGUUGGACAAAUUUUCUCAUCUUCUUCUUCAAGUGCAGAAAUUUUUAUUUUCCCUGUCUGUUAAUAUUUCAUUUACUUUUCCCAUGAAAAGUUAGAAAUCUCUUCAAAAUCUUUAGACUUUGUGUUUGUAUAAUAAUUUUGUGAAGGUUUG